UCCGAGUGAUUGUCGAAUGUUGAUUUGUGUGCGUAAUAGCAUUAAUAAACCUGUGUCGAAAGUUUAGCUAAAAAUUUUAUUUUACCUGGGCCGCAAUCGUAAAUUCUCAGAUAGCUCCGUCGAAACCCUUCCGUUUGCAUCACAAACAACACCGUAGCAUACUGUGCGUUUUCGAAAGCAAGACUAAUAAAAAAAAAAAAAUUAUCAUUUCAUUAGACACUCGCAUAGAAAACAAUUUAUUCUUAAGGUCAGCCAUGUCUGUACUGAAUCAUAGUUGUGACGAUCAGCCCGAAUGUCCGCUGUGUAUGGAGGCGUUCGAGGUGGACGACCUGAACUUUUUUCCGUGCACCUGUGGUUACCAAAUAUGUCGGUUUUGUUGGCAUCGUAUUCGAACCGACGAAAACGGCCUGUGUCCGGCGUGCCGAAAGCCAUAUCCCGAAGACCCGGCCGAUUUCAAACCACUCAGCCGAGAAGAAGUAGCCAAAAUGAAAGCGGAGAAACGGCAUAAACACCAGCAGAAAAAAAAUAAGAUCACCGAAGAUAGGAAAGUACUAAACAACAUUCGUGUAUUACAGAAGAAUUUGGUUUUUGUCGUUGGACUGCCCAAUCGGAUAUCAGAGGCUGAAACGCUCAAGAAACACGAUUAUUUUGGUAAAUUUGGAAAGAUAUUGAAAGUUGUAAUAAAUCAAAGUACAUCUUAUAUUGGCACACAAGGUCCAAGUGCAAGUGCUUAUGUAACGUACUCGAGGUGUGAAGACGCGCUUAGGGCCAUUUUAGCUGUCAACAAUGUCAUAAUAGAUAAUAGAGUAUUAAAAGCGUCUUUGGGUACAACGAAAUAUUGUUCAAAUUUUAUGAAAAAUCAACCUUGUCCAAAAACAGAUUGCAUGUAUCUACACGAAAUGGGAGAACCAGAAGCCAGUUUUACAAAAGACGAAAUGCAGCAGGGUAAACACCAGGAAUAUGAAAAAAAAUUAUAUGAGCAAUACAAUGUGGUGUUAAGAAGACCAGAUAAUUCGCCUCCGAUUCAAAAUUCGACGGUCAACAAUAGUGUUAUUGAAAAUUUAACCCAAAACAAUAAAGAAUCAUGGCCUUCUCUCAAUAACGGUACUUCAAGAAAUCAUUCUCCAGUUGAAGACGACAGAUUAUAUGAAGUAGAAAUUACAUUAUCGAAUCACACGGAAAAAAAUUUAGAUAAAGGAGAAUCUCAGAGUACCAAAAUCAAUGGACACAAAAACAAAAAGAAAUCUAGUUCCCCUGAAAAUAGGAAAGGUAAAGUGAAAACUCCUAGUUCGAUACCCUCGGCUGAGGAAGAACAGUUAAGCACGUUAGAAGGAGAAUGUACGGAAAACAAAAGAAAUUUAAUAAAAGAAAUAUGGAAUACCGAACCAGCUGGUGGUAAUAACCAAUUGGAAAACGAUACCCAAAGUGAAACUCUAUUUGAAAAUUCCCAAAAACCACCUUCGAUAUUUGAACAAGACAACAAUAAUUCAUUCUUCUCUUCUAAUUUCUCUAAAUUAACAAACGGCAAAGUCAGCCCUGUAGUUAACAGUGAACCUGAUUGGAGUCCGCCGGUUAGUGCAAUUUUACCGCCAAUUCCUGACGUGUUACCUCAAGUGCAGACGUCCGAAGAUUGGCAAGCGGCGUUCGGUUUUUCAAAUAAUAGUAAUAGUUCUCGAAAUAAUACGUAUAAUCAGUCCUCGGACAUAAAUAGAACAAUGUUAAAUUUACCAACAGAUGAUGAUAUAUUCGAUUCAGUGUCGGCCACACAGCGAGCUCUAUCGGAAUAUAUGGAGCAGCAAAAUCAUCUUAAUAUGUACGAAUCUAGGCUUCAAAAUUCCGGUUUCCCUUAUUGCACGAAAUUAAUGGACAAUCUUCACAUAAACAAUACAGCUCCCACUCGAACAUGUUUACCGCCACCUGGAUUUUCUUCGGCUCCAAAUCAAGUAAAUUCCUAUGGUAUCAGUAUUCCUCGAAACACAGGUAACACUAGUAAAUUGCCACAAAAUAAUCAAUUUGGAUUACAACAACAGAUACGUCAGUCGUCUUCACACAAUUUGGAUUGGUCGUCAAUCGACCCGGCGAUAGUCACAGCGGCGCCUCACUGUAACCUGUUCACGACGCCGCCGCCUCCUCCGGGUUUCAACAUGAGACAAGCGUUCGACUCCAAUCUAUGGUUGUUCAACAACCUCAUAUGAAAUGUGCUUCUACCUACAUCCUACAUGUGAUACUUGCGCAAAAAAAAAAUAAUAAUAAAUAAAUAGUAAUUGGCAUACACUUUUGUUUCAACAUUGAUUAUGAUAACCCUAACAAAAAUUCCGCGCAAUAUUUUAAUGUUAAUUAAAUGAAUUGUUUACGAUUCAAGAAAAUAAAAAAUUUGCCAAACAUUUAUUAU
Messenger RNA from Adelges cooleyi (spruce gall adelgid), 2392 nucleotides. It is a transcript of the gene Cnot4, whose product is annotated as CCR4-NOT transcription complex subunit 4. The record is from RefSeq and is a predicted model, not a curated record. Lineage: Eukaryota; Metazoa; Arthropoda; Insecta; Hemiptera; Adelgidae. Gene Ontology annotation, molecular function: ubiquitin-protein transferase activity; RNA binding; metal ion binding. Gene Ontology annotation, biological process: protein ubiquitination. Gene Ontology annotation, cellular component: CCR4-NOT complex. The coding region runs from base 255 to 2195 and encodes 646 amino acids. The transcript has 15 exons.